Molecule: messenger RNA, 2292 nt
Organism: Pelobates fuscus (common spadefoot toad)
Lineage: Eukaryota; Metazoa; Chordata; Amphibia; Anura; Pelobatidae
Product: olfactomedin-4-like
Exons: 7
Coding region: 1-2292 (763 amino acids)
Biological process (GO): signal transduction
Source: RefSeq, a predicted model, not a curated record
AUGGCCGCCCAGCGAGGACAAGGGAAACUGGGAAAGGUUUGCCAUAACCCAUCCCAUCCUCUGAAAGCACUGGACCAGCUCUGCCUGAAUUUUUGCAAGAUAUUGUUGGACAGAGGGGAGACCUCCCAGCGAGCAGCACAACUUGUGGCCUCAUGGUUAAGGCCAAUCACCCGCCGACGCCAUUAUGGCCACCCACAUCUGAUCUUCCAGGCGGCCGCGCUGACAUCGAACGCCGGUAAGGCAGGCCGUGAGGCCACACAAGCUGGGGACGCAUACCCACUUCAGCCCACAUUUGAGCAUGACCACCUGAAGUGUCGCCCUAAGACCCAACACAAACUCCCCAAACAGCAGGACUUCCCUCCUUCUCAGGGCAAAACUAAGCUCCAUGCCUAUGACUCCCAAAAGGUACGCCUUCCCGGGGAGAGAGCAGCUGGGUGCUAUACCCAAAGGUGCCAGCCACACAGGCGGAGAGCGACAACACAUCGACACAGAUGGACGACUGAGACUCACCGCACCAUCCCGAAAGGGACGACCCUGGACCAGUAUGGACCCCAGGCUCGUGGCAGGAGGGCAUCAGCUCUCACAAAGAUCCGGGGCAAGAGAGGAGACUCGACAACUAGACGCCACACACCCCCACUGCUGAGAUGGAAGUCCGACAUACGAUCCAAACCUGGCGACCACCAUGUCUACGGCAGGGUAGCAGCAACUACUAAGACCGGCAACUAUCCCUGGCCCACCGGUCAAGCUGCCAAAGCCGUUUGGCAUCCAGGUUGGCUUCUUGUUCUUCCAUGCUUCCUGAAGAUGGUCCAGCAUUCCAAUGGGUCUCUGGAUGAACAUGGGGUCUGUCACUGCACAGUAAACCUCCCAGACUCCACCUUCCCGGCUAAUCGCUUGGAGUACCUCGAAAUCUACAAUUACAACCUGAGUAUCAGCGUCCAACAACAGAUUACUAAAGUCCAAUAUUCCACAGGGUCUCUGGAUGAAAAUGGGGUCUGUCACUGCACCGUGAUCCUCCCAGAUUCCACUUUCCCGGCUGAUCGCAUAGAGUACCUCGAGAUCUACAAUUACAACAUGAGUAUCAGCGUCCAACAACAGAUUACUAAGAUAAACAGCUAUGAACUCAUGGUGACCGUCUACAUAGAGAAGCUGAAAGACCUAACCAAGCGGGUGGAGAUAAUGGAGACAGGAGGGCUUACUUACACCGAGUUGGACUUCGAGCUCGUGAAGCUGGAGAUCAGAGAGAUGGAGUCUCUAAUUCUGGAACUGAAAAUAUCUCUUAAUGGGAGCAACGCGAUUGUGGAAGCUCUCUAUGUUGAGAUCCAUAACAUUUCCAUAUUGGUCAACCAACUGGAAUCCUACGACAAGAAUAACGUUCUCGUUAUACGAAGGGAAAUUGUAGCCCUACAGAAACGACUGGAAGAGUGCCAGGACCAUGUCAACGCUACUCCACUUCCUCCGGUGGACAUCGGUACCUGUAAACACGGGGGACUUGUGAAUAUUAGCAAGCCAUUUACGGUGCAGCUAAACUGGUUGGGAUUUUCUUACAAAUAUGGAGGAUGGGGCAAGGACUCUGCAAUGGGUGCAGAUCAGCAAUUUCACUUCGUGGCCCCUCUAUAUACAGAUGGACGGCAGAUGUAUCUAUUUCGCACAUAUUCUUCUCGUGAUGACCUUCUACUGUAUAAUGCACAUGCAGAGAAGACCAUUACUCCUACUGCUGACUACGGACAAGGUGGUGGAGUAAUAAUGUACAAUAAUUUUCUAUACUACAACUGCUACAACUCCAGAAACCUCUGUAAACUAAAUCUUCAGAACUAUGUAAUCACCCGCGUAGCACUGACAGAUUCUACAUAUAACAAUCGGUUCUCCUACUUCACAACAACUUGGCAAGACAUUGACCUGGCCGGUGAUGAAAAUGGUCUUUGGGUCAUUUAUUCCACAGAGCAGAAUAAAGGGAACUUUGUCAUCAGUAAACUGAAUGAAAAUUCCUUUACAAUACAAAAAACGUGGUCCACCUCGCAGUAUAAACCUGCAGCCACCAACGCGUUCAUGGUUUGUGGUGUUCUGUAUGCAACAAGAGCCCUCGAUACACGAACAGAAGAGAUCUUCUACAUGUACGACACAAAGACUGGCAAAGGAGGACACCUUAGUAUUCGUUUCAACAAGAUGAUGGAAAAUAUACAAAGUUUAUCCUACAACCCCAACGACCACAAGCUCUACAUGUAUAACGAUGGCUACCUGGUCACUUACGACCUUUUAUUCCAACCUGUUGCAGGUGAGAACCCCAAAAUUUAA